Gossypium raimondii (Peruvian cotton) is the source of this 1193-nucleotide messenger RNA. Its product is annotated as NADH--cytochrome b5 reductase 1. The record is from RefSeq and is a predicted model, not a curated record. Bases 101 to 937 code for a protein of 278 amino acids. Gene Ontology annotation, biological process: electron transport chain. Gene Ontology annotation, molecular function: cytochrome-b5 reductase activity, acting on NAD(P)H. Lineage: Eukaryota; Viridiplantae; Streptophyta; Magnoliopsida; Malvales; Malvaceae. The transcript is spliced from 9 exons.
CAGAACAGAACUGGGAUCCGCUAUAAAAUCCUUUUACAAUCUUUGUCUUCUCGUAGUUCCAAAACAUUGGGUCUGAAAAAAUUUAAAAGAGAGAAAAAAAAUGGAACAUUUUCAAUCGCAUAGGGUAGAAAUAGUAAGCAUAGCUGUUGCCGUGGCUGCUGUUGGUGCUGCUACUGCUUACUAUUUAUAUGUUUCCAAGAAACCCAAAGUUUGCUUGGAUCCGGAAGAAUUCAAAGAAUUCAAACUUGUAAAACGCACUCAACUCAGUUACAAUGUGGCUAAGUUUAAGUUUGCCCUUCCCACACCAGCAUCGGUUUUGGGGCUUCCAAUUGGACAACAUAUGAGUUGCAGAGGAAAAGAUCAGAAUGGCGACGAUGUUGUCAAGCCAUAUACUCCAACAACUUUGGAUUCAGAUUUAGGGUACUUUGAACUAGUCAUAAAGAUGUACCCUCAAGGAAGGAUGUCCCACCACUUCCGGGAGAUGCAGGAAGGUGAUUACUUAGCUGUUAAGGGACCCAAGGGACGCUUCAAGUAUCAACCUGGCCAAGUUAGAGCAUUCGGUAUGCUGGCUGGGGGCACUGGCAUCACCCCGAUGUUCCAGGUUGCUAGAGCCAUAUUGGAAAACCCAAAAGACAAGACUGACAUUCAUCUUAUUUAUGCCAAUGUCGCUUAUGAGGACAUUCUGUUAAAGGAAGAGCUGGAUGAGCUCACCAGUAGAUAUCCCAAUCGUAUGAGCGUGUACUAUGUUCUGAAUCAGCCUCCUGAAGGAUGGGAUGGUGGAGUUGGGUUCAUAUCCAAGGAAAUGAUUCAAGUCCACUGCCCUGCUCCUGCUGAAGAUAUUAAGAUAUUGAGGUGUGGACCGCCUCCGAUGAACAAGGCUAUGGCUGCUCAUCUUCAAGCUCUCGGGUACAUUUCCGAAAUGCAAUUCCAGUUUUAAGUCUCCGCUCUAACGUCAUUGAUGGCCAGUAAUAUUAUUAAAUGAACUCAACAAGUAAUGCCCAAAUCACCAAAAGAAACUCGGGUCUUUGGUUUGUGAUAUGGUUUAGAGUUGAGGCUCACAGCUUAGCUUUACUGCUAUAAUAAUCGUUGGGAUGGAGAGAACAUUUGAGAUUUUAUGCUGUAUCAUUCAUCACAGCUUUUUACAAGCAAAAUUUUGCUCUAAAAAUAUAUAUAAAAUAUGAAAGAUUUCGGUA